AUGUUUCCACAAUCAGGGAAAUCGAUUAUCUUCGACACAUUUCCUGAUCCGACAGAUACCUGGGAGAUCAUCGAGACCAUCGGGAAAGGGACUUAUGGCAAAGUCUACAAAGUCCUCAACAAGAUCGAUGGCAGCAAAGCGGCUGUCAAGAUCCUGGACCCCAUCCAUGAUAUCGAUGAGGAGAUUGAAGCAGAAUACAAUAUCCUCAAGGCUCUCUCUGACCACUCCAAUGUGGUUAAAUUCUUCGGGAUGUACUACCAGAAGGAUGUCAAAAACGGGGACCAGUUGUGGCUAGUUCUUGAGCUCUGCAAUGGAGGUUCGGUGACAGACCUGGCCAAAGGCAUGCUGAAGAGAGGGGACAGAAUGGAUGAGGCGAUCAUUGCCUAUAUCAUACACGAGGCCCUCACGGGUCUCCAUCACCUGCACAUCAACAAGACCAUCCACCGGGAUGUCAAAGGCAACAACAUCCUACUGACCACACAAGGAGGGGUGAAGCUGGUGGACUUUGGUGUUUCGGCCCAGUUGACGAACACUCGUCUUCGUAGGAACACCUCAGUGGGAACACCUUUCUGGAUGGCGCCAGAGGUUAUAGCGUGUGAGCAGCAGUUGGACUCCACGUAUGACGCUCGCUGUGACGUCUGGUCCCUGGGCAUUACUGCCAUAGAGCUGGGAGAUGGAGACCCGCCCCUCUCCGACCUCCAUCCAAUGAGAGCUCUCUUCAAAAUCCCCAGAAACCCUCCCCCUACCCUGUACCAGCCGGAGCUGUGGUCGGACCACUUUAACGACUUCAUCUGCAAAUGUCUGAUCAAGGACUUUGAGCUGAGGCCUAAUGUUCUAGACCUGCUCCAGCAUGUGUUCAUCAAACAGAUUGUAGGCCGAGAGAGGAUCCUGCAGAAACAGCUGAUGGAACUCAUAGACCUCAACCAGCAGAUAGGAACCACUGGGAAGACAAGCCAUCAUGGAAAGACAGACAGAAGCACAGACAGUAACGACAGGCAUGAGCGCAUCCACACCAAGAAAGGUGGUCAAAUGAUGUCAUCAAGCCCCACCCCCGACGAAGUGGAUGACCUUGUCAGCCUGGAAGUACUUGAUGAGAAUUCAGUCACAGAGCAGCUUCAGAGGCGCUAUGCCAAGGACCAGAUCUAUACCUACGUUGGAGACAUCCUCAUUGCAGUUAACCCGUUUCACAAGAUGGAGCUGUAUAGCCCACAGUACACAAAGAUGUACAUAGGAGCGAAACGCACCGCGAACCCGCCACACAUCUUUGCUGUUGCUGACAUAGCCUACCAGUCCAUGGUGUCAUACAACGCAGACCAGUGCAUUGUUAUCAGUGGAGAGAGCGGUGCAGGAAAGACAGAGAGCGCCCAUCUAUUGGUCGAGCAGCUCACAGUGCUUGGAAAGGCCAAUAAUCGCUCACUCCAAGAGAAGAUCCUAUUGGUCAAUAACUUGGUGGAGGCUUUUGGGAACGCAUGCACCGCCAUCAACGACAACUCCAGCCGCUUCGGGAAAUACCUGGAGAUGAAGUUUACCUGCGGGGGGACCGUUGUCGGAGCGCAAAUCUCAGAAUACCUCCUGGAGAAAUCCCGCGUCGUACAUCAGGCCACAGGUGAGAAGAACUUCCACAUAUUCUACUACAUCUACGCUGGUUUAGCUGAGCGGAAGAAACUUGCCCACUACAAGCUAUCAGACAGCAAAACCCCAAAAUAUCUGUUCAACGAGCACAUUAAAUUGGGCCCUGACAUAGUGAACAACACCUUCUACAAGGAGCAGUUUGACGCGGUGGAACAGUGUUUCAAAGUCAUCGGCUUUACCCUGGAGGAGCUGGGCAGUGUGUACAGUACUCUGGCUGCUAUCCUAAACUCAGGCGACAUUGAGUUUGCCUCUGUGGCCUCCGAGCACCAAACCGACAAAAGCAACAUCUCCAACAUAGCAGUUCUGGAGAAUGCGGCGUCGCUGCUGUGUAUCCGUCCAGACGAGCUCCAGGAGGCCCUGACGUCCCACUGCGUAGUGGCCCGGGGCGAGACCAUCGUCAGGCCCAACACGGUGGAGAAGGCCACGGAGGUGAGGGACGCCAUGGGCAAGGCCCUAUACGGCAGGCUCUUCAGCUGGAUCGUCAACCGCAUCAACACCCUGCUCCGACCCGACACACACCUAGGAGAGGACGACAAGGGCCUGAACAUUGGCAUCCUGGACAUCUUUGGCUUUGAGAACUUCAAGAGGAACUCGUUUGAGCAGCUCUGCAUCAACAUCGCCAACGAACAGAUCCAGUUCUACUUCAACCAACACAUAUUCGCCUGGGAGCAGGACGAGUACCUGAAUGAGGAUGUGGACGCCAGGGUGAUUGAGUAUGAGGACAACCGUCCUCUCCUGGACCUGUUCCUGCAGAAGCCCAUGGGCAUGCUGUCACUGCUGGACGAGGAGAGCCGUUUUCCCCAAGCCACCGACCAGACCCUUGUAGAAAAGUUUGAAGACAACCUGAAAUCCAAAAACUUUUGGAGACCAAAAAGGGUGGACCUUGGCUUUGGAAUUCAUCACUAUGCUGGAAAGGUGAUCUACAACGCUGCAGGCUUCCUCUCUAAGAACAGAGAUACACUACCGGCAGAUAUUGUUCUUCUGCUGAGGUCGUCAGAAAAUCAGCUGAUUCGCAAACUGGUCACCCACCCGCUCACCAAAACAGGUAAUUUGGCCCACACAAAGGGUAAAGGGAUGAACACACUCAUGAGCAUGCCUCGCACCCCAGCACACCCUCACCGCACCAUGAACUUUGCCAAGAUGGGAGUGCUUAAGUUAUUCAGUUCUAGUAUGUCACUCUGUGAGCCUUCUUCUCGGAAAUUAACUCUCACCCCAGAAAAAAAACACGCGCCUUUCUUGCUUCUCGAUCACACAGUACAUAUUCAAACGGGUGAUACUGGAACUGGAGAGACCACCCACCAUCCUAGAGAGUCCACCAACAUGAGAACACAGACAGUAGCCUCCUACUUCAGAUAUUCCCUAAUGGACCUGCUGUCCAAGAUGGUGGCGGGACAGCCCCACUUUGUGCGCUGCAUCAAGCCCAACAAUGACCGGCAGGCCAGUAAGUUUGACCGGGAGAAGGUGCUGGUGCAGCUGCGUUACACGGGUGUCCUGGAGACAGCUAAGAUCCGCCGGCAGGGCUACUCUCACCGCAUCCUCUACACCAACUUCGUCAACAGGUACUACAUACUGGCUUUCCAUGCGCACAAGGAGCCGGAUGCGAGCCCAGAGACUUGUGCAGCUAUAUUGGAAAAAACCAAACUGGAAAAUUGGGUCCUGGGCAAAACGAAAGUGUUUCUGAAGUACUACCAUGUGGAGACCCUCAACCUGAUGGUGAGGCAGACCACAGACCGCAUCGUUCUGGUCCAGGCCUACGUCCGGGGCUGGCUGGGGGCCAAACGUUACCGCAAAAUACUGGAGAAGAGAGCACAGAGCGCUGUGGCCAUACAAUCAGCGUACAGAGGACAUAAAGUACGGAGGAGAUGUGCUGAUGAUAAAUUAAGCAAAGCCAAGUUUGAGACCUUCAUCACCCAGUUACAGGCUGUUUGCCGAGGUUACCUCGCCAAGAGGAAGUACAAGGAGAUGGUGGAGGAAAAAAACAAAGCAGCAGCUAAGAUUCAGGCCCAUUACAGAGGACACAGGGAGAGGAAGAGUUUCAAAAAGAAAAGGGAUGCCAUUGAGAAAGACAGGAUAGAGAAAGAGAGGAUCGAAGCUGCCAAACUGGAGGAGGAAGAGAUGGCCAAAUCCGCUGUGGUCCUCCAGAGUAAUUACAGGGGCUACAAGGAGAGAAAGAAACUCAGGGAGCGCCACAAGACACUGUCCGGAGACGAGUUGAGACUAAGGUCACCCUCACCUGUAGAGCACACGGAAGUGGGUGAAGAGCUGGUGGACGAGGAAGACACAGAAAUUGACGAGCAACAGAAUGCAGAGCGAGCAGAAGGGGAGGAGGUUAACCCGGAACAGGAAGCUAAGGCAGCUACAGUUCUCCAGAGCAACUUCAGGGGCCACAAAGAGAGGAAGAGGCUGGUUGAAGAAGGCAAGAUCCCAGCAAGGAAACAGAGAGUGAUGAGCCCAACUGAAGACGAGACCGCAAAGGUAGAAGGUAUGUCAAAACCAGCAGGAAGGUCAAAGGUUCCAGAGACAGCAGCCGUGUCUGCAGGUGUGGAAGAGAAGGAGGAAGUAGAUGAGGCCAAGGCAGCUACGGUCAUCCAAAGUAACUUCCGUGGCCACAAGGAGCGCAAACGCCUGCAGGAGGAAGGAAAAAUCCCCAAGAAAAAGAAGGCGAAAGAGGCCAAAGAACAACCCAAACAAGAACUUGUCCAGCCACAGGAGCCAACGCUAGAAUCCCAACCAGAGCCGUCCACCGCAAGCCAGUCGGAGCCAGACGAGGAAAAAGCUGCCACCGUUCUGCAGAGCAAUUUCAGAGGACACCGGGAUAGAAAGAAAUUCAAGGAGGAGAGAGAACGGGUCAAAAGGAGCAAGGAGGAACCCAUGGUUGAGGAACAGGAGGAAGGGUUGAAGGUUGAAGACAGGGUUGUGGACCUCACCGAUGUAGAGCUGGUUCGCAUGGAGGAGACAGAGUCUCAGGGAGGGGAUAGGUAUGACGAGGAGCAGGCAGCGGUGAAGAUCCAGAGCCAGUUCAGGGGCUACAAGGACAGGAAGAACCUGAAGGCCACCAAGGCCACAGCCCAGAGAGAUACGGAGGAACUGGAGGUCUUUUCUAAAGAGGUCACUAAGUCUUCCCAGAACUACAUGAGCCUCCAGCAGAAGCUGAACGAGAUCAUCCUGGCCCACCAGAUAAACCCAGCCAAUAACGGCAUGUUUGUCAAAGGGCAGGCAGUCAAUGGCUUUGCUGCCAACCAUCAGCAAUCAGUCGAUCUGAAAGUGUGUCGGACGCCUCGCAGAACCCAGCAGCCAAAGACGCUCAACACCCCUGAGGACUCUACGUACUACAACCUCAUCCAUAGGUCUGUCCAGGAUGACAAACGCAGGCCACGGAAACAAGGUCCUGGGAAGCUGCUGGACGUAGAUGACCAGUACUACCAGGGCCUCCCCACCAGUAAGUCCACCGGCGCCAUAGCCGGAGACCGACGCACCUCUCUCACCAGACGAGCAUCUCUCGAGAGGAGGCAGUCUAUCGAACAGAGGCGCUCUAUAGAGAGGAGACAGUCUUCUGCGAGGAGACAGUCUUCUGACAGGAGGCAGUCUACAGCUGCAGAAAGAAGUCCACAGACAAGAAGAGAGUCUGCAGCCGCUGACAGGAGGCAGUCUACCGACCAAAGACAGACUGCAGGUGCAGACAGAAGUCCACAGACCAAAAGACAAACUCCAGACAGGAGACAAUCUAGAGAGAGGGCAGUCUCCGAGCCAGCAGAUAAAAGGCACUCCGUUCCCAGACUGCCCUCUGCAGAGGGCCAGGACGACAACCCUUAUGACUACAGAAAACUCCUGCGAAAGACCUCCCAGAGAAGAAGGCUCAUCAAACAGUACAGAGACUGA
Molecule: messenger RNA, 5511 nt
Organism: Salvelinus namaycush (lake trout)
Lineage: Eukaryota; Metazoa; Chordata; Actinopteri; Salmoniformes; Salmonidae
Gene: myo3a
Product: myosin IIIA
Exons: 38
Coding region: 1-5511 (1836 amino acids)
Biological process (GO): protein phosphorylation
Cellular component (GO): myosin complex
Molecular function (GO): ATP binding; cytoskeletal motor activity; protein binding
Source: RefSeq, a predicted model, not a curated record